GGGGGCUCCACCCCAGGCCUCUGGGGUCAUGACCCCAGCCAAAGGCAGAUUCUUAACUGACUGAGCUACCCAGGCGCCCCUAGGACAGAAUAUUUAAAUUCAAGACUUCCCUGACAAUCUGACUUAGUUAUGCCCACUUGCUAACUGAGCCCUGGGAUAAGAGAGGGCAGGAAUGCUAUGCUGCUCCCUGACCUCAGGACUUCAACCUCUGGGAAUUGGCUCCUCUAGCACUGUCCAGUAACAUGCAUUCACCCGGAUUCAGUAACUACGGAUUGAGCUCCCACUCAAUUCUAGGAUUUGAGGAAACUAGGAAAGAAGACAGAAACAGCCCCAGCCUUCCAGGAGCAUGUUAUCAAACGAAAGAUUCAGAGAAGUAAACUCACAGGAAAACAAAGCUGGGGCAUUGCAAAGGGUUUUAAGGAGAGCAUGAAAGCAGCUGGUGAGCCGGGAUGCAGAUGCAGCAUAAGAGAACGGAACAGAAAGGGUAGACAGAGUGCAGAUAAAACAUGACUCCCAGAGGGCCCUAGCCAGUUGCAUCCCAGGCAAUCAGGAGCCGGGGAUUGGAGACCCCACCCCUGCCGUGACAUCACAGGGAAGUGGGGUGGAGACGAACAAAAAGGGGGUCCCCCGCCCUGGCCUUGGACUCCUGACAGCCCAGAGUGCCAAGGAUAGAGAGAUCCUGGGCACUGAGCAAGGGUUGCCUGACUUAAAAGAACAGGCUCCCCAUUCCUCAAGCCUCCUCUAAGCUGUCCCCUCCAGGCUUUGAUCUCUGUUUCCCUGUUCUGAGGACCUCCCCCUCCUGAGGCCACCAUUGGGUCCCUUCUGAGUGACCCCUGAGUGCUCUCUCAGCAUGAACUGCGUGUCAGAUUUCUUCACCUACGAGACCACCAAGUCAGUGGUUGUGAAGAGCUGGACCAUUGGGGUCAUCAACCGGGCAGUCCAGCUUUUGAUCAUCUCCUACUUCGUGGGGUGGGUUUUCUUGCACGAGAAGGCUUACCAAGUGCGGGACACAGCCAUUGAGUCCUCUGUCGUCACCAAGGUGAAGGGCUUUGGACGCUAUGCCAACAGAGUCAUGGACGUGUCUGAUUAUGUGACCCCACCCCAGGGCACCUCUGUCUUUGUCAUCAUCACCAAGAUGAUAGUCACUGAAAACCAGAUGCAAGGAUUCUGCCCAGAGAGCGAGGAGAAGUACCACUGUGUAUCAGACAGCCAGUGUGGGCCUCAGCGGUUCCCGGGCGGGGGUAUCCUUACGGGCCGGUGUGUGAACUACAGCUCUGUGCUCCGGACCUGUGAGAUCCAGGGCUGGUGCCCCACCGAGGUGGACACAGUGGAAAUGCCUGUCAUGAUGGAAGCCGAGAACUUCACUAUUUUCAUCAAGAACAGCAUUCGAUUCCCCCUCUUCAACUUUGAGAAGGGAAACCUCCUUCCCAACCUGACAGCCAGCGACAUGAAGACAUGCCGCUUCCACCCUGACAAGGACCCCUUCUGCCCCAUCUUGCGGGUGGGGGAUGUGGUCAAGUUUGCAGGGCAGGAUUUUGCCAAACUGGCCAGCACGGGUGGAGUCCUUGGCAUUAAGAUCGGCUGGGUGUGCGACCUGGACAGGGCCUGGGACCAGUGCAUCCCCAAAUACUCCUUCACCCGGCUCGACAGCGUUUCCGAGAAGAACAGCGUCUCCCCAGGCUACAACUUCAGGUUUGCCAAGUACUACAAGAUGGAGAAUGGCAGUGAGUACCGCACACUCCUCAAGGCUUUCGGCAUCCGCUUUGACGUGCUGGUGUAUGGGAAUGCUGGCAAGUUUAACAUCAUCCCCACCAUCAUCAGCUCUGUGGCCGCCUUCACCUCCGUGGGAGUGGGGACUGUGCUCUGUGACAUCAUCCUGCUCAACUUCCUCAAGGGGGCUGACCAGUACAAAGCCAAGAAGUUUGAGGAGGUGGACGAGACGACGCUGAAGGUCACUGCCUCGGCCAACCCAGAGUGCUCCAGCGACCAGACCACUGAGGAGAAGCAGUCCACAGAUUCGGGGGCCUACUCCAUUGGCCACUAAGGCCUCUGCCAGGGCCCCAAGCUCAUCCAUGGGCUCCAGGCCUCCCGAUAGGGCACCCCACCUGGGCAAGGAGGGAUGGAAAGGGGAGGGGCUUUCAUUUCUGCUGCUCACCCCAGGAAGCCAUGCUGGACCCAGGGGUCUGGGCCUCCCAGUGUUCUGGCAGAGAGGUAGUACCCCCUGCUAAGACCUCCAUCUCCCUUCACCCCUUGCCUUGCCCCCGUCUGCCUCCCAGGACCCCCAGGGCAGCAGCCCCUGAGUUGUCCCCCUUCUGAAGAGUAGAGAGCAUAAUAGUAAUAGCAAGUGGCCACAAGGCAUUGCCAAAUGCCGGGCAGCGUCACACACAUUAUCUCAUUUAACCCUUAGAGUCAUCCUAUGAGGUAGUUAUUAGUUUCCCUGUUUUGAAGGUACACUGAGGCCCCGAGAGACUGAGUCAUUUGCCCAAGUCCACACAGCCAAGAAGCAAGAGGACUGGGAUUUGAACCCAGAUCGAACUCCAUCACCCACACCCCACAAGAGAAGGGUGAACUCCCGGGGGUGGCCACCCCUGCUGCUUCAGCCUCCCCCAUGGUGACCAGGAUUAGGUUUCGCUUAAUGAAGAGUGAGCCCCAUGCUUUCAGCAGGAACUCAGGCCCUGGUAUAGGGAAGACCAGUUAGACAGGGAUGCGGGUGGACCUGACUUGGGUGGAUCCCCAGUUCAGAAGGAAACAGGAGGCAUGACUUAGCUCUGUACCCAGCCAUGGGUCUCUCUCUGGGACCCCCACAUAAUCCCACACAUCGGGACACCCCCCCCCAGCAGUGGAAUUAGGGCCCCCACAAGGUGGGGCAUGAUUCCCCUGACCCAGGCCCUUGUCUCAGCAGGCUGUGCUCCUUUAUGACGCUGGUGAACAGGCUCCAGGGAGGCCCAAGGCCCUGGGAACAGUGGCCAGCCAGGCUGCCCCCCCACAGGGUCCUAAUGGGUGGUCAGCCUUCAAAGGCUAGAACCUCUCUUGUCCCUCUCCCCUAUUUACAGAUGAGCAGACUGAGGCCAGAGAGGGGAAAUGACUUGGGUCACACAGUUAGUGGCCAAAUGAGAACCCAGGUGUCUUGGCAAGAAUAAGGGGCCAGAGAGGCCACUGGGGGAUCCUCUAGUCCACUCACACCUCUGUCAGCCUGGCGCCCCCUCCCCUUGCUGGGCUCUCCCCCUGUGAGAGGCAGAGCUCAGGAGCAGACCCAGGUCUUCGGAAGCCUGAAGCAUAUACAGUUUGGGGCAUCAUCUCAAAAUAAUACAAAAUUAGGUAUUAGAAGGGGCUCAUGCAUGAGGGCGGCCCUGAGGGAUGAGUUUCAUUAGCCCACAGUCCAUCACCUCUGGAAAAGUUGGAGUGCAGGCAUGACCAUGUGGCCGGUGCUGCAAGGACGUGCCAGGAGGUGGAGGGCUGCUCCCUCUGCUGAAGGUGCAGGGAGAUGGCAGGAAGGGGCAGGGGCAGCUUUGGGAGUCAUUUGGAAGGGACUACUUUGGGAGCAGUGGGCACUUGCAAAGGCCUGACCCCAGUGAUUCCCCCCUCCGGGGAAGAAGGGGUCAGAUUCCAUCACGAGAGGCCCGUCACCCCUUCCCCGCUCGGCCUUCGCCCCCACCGCAUCCUCAGCCUGGUAGGAUCGCUCUUCCCCGGGGUAGCCUCGAGCAUCAGGCAAUGUCCAGAGAUCUGACCAGCAGAGACGUCAGUGGAGGCCUCGUGCUGCACCCGCGAGACCCACAGGCAUCCCAGCAGGAGUCGCAGGCAUGUUCCCUGCAGAGGAGACCGAGGCAACCGUGUCCUCUUCCUCUGGACGGGUGUGGUCCUCCCGCGCGUGGGGCAGCCACUUCCCCUGGCCCGCCAGCAAGUGUGUGAACUCCGGACAGCGAGCCUGCCGUGUGAGCCACAGGAACCUGAGCCAGAUUGGCUGGGCCCUGCUGCAUCGUGGCGGACUUGGCACGGUCCCCAACCUGACCACACGCCAACCCUGCUGGGGUUGCUGGGGCUUGUCACUAAUCCUGCUGGAUAGAAAAAGAAAUCUGGAAUCCAUGGAAGUUUGAACCGGAGCACAUACUCACUCCUAGCAGUCAUUGUGUCUGUAAUUACUCAGCAUAAAAGCUAACAUUUAGAGAUAACUCACCACGGCUGAGCAUUGGGCUGGGUGCAC
Molecule: messenger RNA, 4201 nt
Organism: Lutra lutra (Eurasian river otter)
Lineage: Eukaryota; Metazoa; Chordata; Mammalia; Carnivora; Mustelidae
Gene: P2RX3
Product: purinergic receptor P2X 3
Exons: 12
Coding region: 851-2044 (397 amino acids)
Biological process (GO): response to ATP; monoatomic cation transmembrane transport
Cellular component (GO): plasma membrane; nuclear inner membrane
Molecular function (GO): purinergic nucleotide receptor activity; ATP binding; extracellularly ATP-gated monoatomic cation channel activity
Source: RefSeq, a predicted model, not a curated record